AUGGAGUAUACCACUACUACACCUACUCUCAAAUCACCAGAUCCGACAACCGUCAAGAUGCCUAAGAUCGUCCGCCUCACCAUGUUCAAGAUCCCCGACCAGGACAUGGUCAAAGAAGCCAUCCAAAUGUACAACACUCUCGCCCAAGACGCGAAAAAGGACGGCAAGACGUACAUCCAGCUUGCACAAGCCAAUGCCACCUAUGACGACCCGCGUAGCCAGGGCUACACGAUGCUGGCGCGUUGCAUAUUCGAGUCUAAGGAGGAUAUGGACUACUACGACAACCAGGAUGAGGCACAUGCUAAGAUCAAGGCGCACUUUAAGCCGAAGGUCAACUCGCCGCCGCUCGUCCUCUACUCGGAUAUGGCAUAG
Alternaria ethzedia is the source of this 372-nucleotide messenger RNA. RefSeq lists its product as uncharacterized. Lineage: Eukaryota; Fungi; Ascomycota; Dothideomycetes; Pleosporales; Pleosporaceae. The transcript has 3 exons. The record is from RefSeq and is a predicted model, not a curated record. Bases 1 to 372 code for a protein of 123 amino acids.